CCCCCCCCUCCCCAAAUCCUACCCCCCAUACCAAGUGAAUCAUACCUACAUACAUGCAAGGUCCUCCGUGACCUGGUGACUAUGGCCUUACGGACUUCUGCCGAUAAUGCAGAAGACGUGGCCGCGGGCUUUCGUCUUUUCCGUGAGCCCCUGCCCGAAUAUUCCGCGGAUAUCACUAGUCUGAUCGCCGAUUUCUAUACCAUCAGCUCGUCCCUCAACCGUCUGGACGACCUGACCAAGAAUCGUCAACACCGGCACAGUGUCGCCCUCGCCCACGCCGAUCUGGACCUCGUGAGCUCCAGCCUGAAGUGCACCCUGGAAGACAUCGUCGACUUCUUCGGCGAUCUGGAAGAGCGCAAGGUUCCCAACCGCGACGUCUACAAGCGCACCUGGCUCCAGCUGUGCGCUUUCUUUCAAGCGGAAUCCCAGGACUCCCUCUCCACCCGACUAGCCAAGUAUAGGGCUUUUCUCAAUGAAUUGGAGGCUUACAUCAAAGGGAAAUACACCGACGCGCCUCUCAUGACCGGCCUCCGCAACGGCCUCAAGGCGCUCCGGAUUCAACAGAACAACCGCCUAGCAGCCGCGCACCUGAGCUCCAUUUCCACGAGCACGCGGUCCACCUCCAGCAUGAGCAACAGUGCCGAUCCAGGAAGUCCCGUCAGCGAUCGACGACCACGCAACCGCCGGUCCUACGAGCGGGCUCGUCCCCCGAAUGCGUCCCCAACGUCGCCGAUUUCGCUCUCCUCCGCCGCCUCGUCAGACUUUCCCCCGUCGGUCCCAGAAGCCCCGGGGUCCCCGGUCACCAGCUCCACUACCAGCCAUUCUGCCGAUUCCAAUAUCUUGAGCGAUCACUGGGCCAAGCGGGUUUUCUUGCAGGAGCACUCUAGAACCCGAAUCCCAUACGUGGGCGAGCGCUCAAAAUGUCUGGACGUACCCAUCCCGGGGGUCAAGCGCUGGCUGCAGGACCAGGGAUUUGAGGAGCUCUUCCAAUUGGCAUUCAACGGAGAUUCCGAUCUGCGAGUAUACAUGUACCUACGGGAAGACGACCACCGAACACGAAUAGUAUGCAAGGCCCCACGCAACUCACGGUCCAGCGACUACUUCUGCCUGCCGUUGAACAUGCUGGAGAUUGUGCGUGUCGGCUCCUGCCUGCAGCUGUGCCGACGGCGGCGGGGGGGCUCGGAACUGGUGCUGUGGGCGACUUUUAAAUUCAGCACUAUUGAGCAAAUGGUGUUGUUUUUCUGCACCUUCCUCGCACUCCGCUCGCAAGACUCCGGCCGUCCCGUUGAACGCAUCCGCGACUACGAGUUAGACGACGAGGUCGAGAUAUUCGGCGGACUGAUAAUCGACGACGACUACCUCCACGCGCUGCGCGUCUACCGCGACAACGAGUCGAACGCCAUACGACUACAGGCCUCCAUCCACAAGGGCGAGAUGAAGCGAUCACCGGUAUGGACGGCAUUUAUCACGGAGCAUGUCGCGACACGCGGCUGGGCGCGUCGCAUGGACGCUAAGAAGGUCGUGCUGCGCGAGAUGGAGAAGACGAUUUUCACGUUGUCGGAUUAUACGCCGCCGCGGACGAGGAGGGGGGAGCAUGUACUGAAGUUUGCGAAUGCGACUGACGCCCAAGAAUUCAUAGGAAUGAUCGAAGAUCUGGGAACAUUAUAAGGAAGGAUAGGAUAGGAUAGGAAAAGAAAUGACUGAUGGAUGUCUUAUGAACCUUAUGAAUGCCUUAUGAACGACUUAUGAACGCCUUAUGAAUAAUGACGAUGAUGAUGAUGAUGAUGAUGACAUGUACAUAAUGUUGAUACACCUAUGACCAACUACCUAACUGACUAA
Aspergillus candidus is the source of this 1839-nucleotide messenger RNA. RefSeq lists its product as uncharacterized. The transcript has 8 exons. Lineage: Eukaryota; Fungi; Ascomycota; Eurotiomycetes; Eurotiales; Aspergillaceae. The record is from RefSeq and is a predicted model, not a curated record. The coding region runs from base 82 to 1668 and encodes 528 amino acids.